Mugil cephalus (flathead mullet) is the source of this 2151-nucleotide messenger RNA. Its product is annotated as E3 ubiquitin-protein ligase TRIM39. The record is from RefSeq and is a predicted model, not a curated record. The transcript has 15 exons. Gene Ontology annotation, molecular function: protein binding; zinc ion binding. NCBI's taxonomy places the organism in Eukaryota, Metazoa, Chordata, Actinopteri, Mugiliformes, Mugilidae. Bases 116 to 1918 code for a protein of 600 amino acids.
GAAGAUUUCACGCUCACACACACCUACAUAUACAUACACGUAUAUACAACUUUAAGAGCUAGACACUUCAAACAUAUCUGGAUCUUUUUGGACUCACCACCUCACCUGAAUUAAGAUGUCUCUAUAUGGCAGUUUUCUGUCUGAUGAGCAGUUCCAGUGCUCCAUAUGCCUUGAUGUGUUCACUAACCCUUCAUCCACGCCAUGUGGCCACAGCUUCUGCAUGCCGUGCAUCAGCAGAUACUGGGAUGGUUCAAAGGUUUGCCAGUGUCCUUUGUGUAAAAAGACCUUCCAGAAGAGACCCGACCUCCAGAUCAACAGGACUCUAAGAGAGAUCACCGAACAGUUCAAAUCCAUGAAAGGUGGAGGAGGUGUGGGGAGGGAGAAGAGAGGAGGAAAAGGAGACGGAGGCACGCAGGAUAAUUUAUUUGAUGAACUGAAGAAGAAACUGCCUCGGCCUCUGCCGAAGCCGCCCAUGACGCUGACCUAUGAGGCUCAGUCUCAGAAUAAGUCCAUGCCAACAUCAUUUCCACCAGUCACAUCUCCACUGGGUUCAUCGGUACCCAACAACAGUCCAAUCUUCUCUCUGAAUCACACCUCUGCACCUCCUCCUCUGGAUCCUUUUCCUCGCUCCAACAGCCGGAGAAGGUUCACCCUGAGUGGGGCAGCAAACAGCCACAACAUCCCUAUUUGCGACAUCCACCACAGGGGAAUAAUGAUUUACUGUAGGACUGACCAAAUGUGUAUCUGUCCCGAGUGUGAGACUGAGGACCAUCCUGAUCACGACACAGUAUCAGUGGAAACAGAGUGGAUGGAAACCAAGGCGCUGCUGAGUGUGUCAGAGAAGGAGAUCCAAGAGAUGAUCAAACAGAGACUUAGAAAGAUUGAAGAGAUCAGAAUGUCAGUGACAGAUCUGAAGCUGGCGGUGGAGCAAGAGACAGUGGGCAGUGUGUGCCUGUUCUCAUCGCUGGUGAUGGCCAUUGAACGGUCCCAGGCAGAGCUGAUGGAGGUGUUGGAGUUCAGCCAAAGGGCGGCAGAGCACCAGGCCGACGCCAUGAUACGGCAGCUGGAGCUGGAGGUCGAAGAACUGCGCAGGAGAGAGAGCGAGCUCACCAAGCUCGCCCAGUCACAAGACCAGAUACACUGUGUCAAGACGUUUCCACACAUCUCCACUCCUCCGCCUGCCAAAGACUGGUCGGGAGUGUCGCUGAACUCUGACCUGGGAACAGGAACCAUCUAUAGAUCCCUGGCAGCUCUGGUGGAGAGGUUCCAGGAAGAGCUGAAGAAUGUCACAGAAACCGGUUUUCCUUCCCAGGAUCUGGAACCCAGUCCAGUCCGAACACAACCCAGGAUGAAGAGGGUUCAGGAGUAUGCAAUGGAUGUGACUCUGGAUUCGAGUACUGCCCAUCCCAGACUGGUGCUGUCAGAAGACAUGAAAAGCGUGAGAUGUGGAGAUCGUCACCAGCUGCUGCCAGACAACCCAGAGAGGUUUGACAGAGUGGUCUGCGUCCUUGGGAGGGAGGCAAUUUCCUCUGGGAAACAUUAUUGGGAGGUGGAGGUGGGCGGAAAGACGGACUGGGAUCUGGGUGUCGCCAAGCAAUCUGUGAACAGGAAGGGGAAGAUUGAAUAUACCCCAAGCAACGGAUACUGGUUCCUCAGUUUAAGAGACAAGAGUAAAUACGCCUUUCGCACCGAGCCCUCCACAGACGUCCACAUGAACCUCCGACCUCAUAAGAUUGGGAUAUUUGUGGACUUUGAGAAAGGACAGGUGUCCUUCUACAACGUUGAUGCUAAAAUCCACAUCUACACGUUCAGUCACGUUUUCAAUGACAGCCUCUACCCGUUCUUCAGCCCCUGCACUAAUAAAUCGGGAAAGAACGAUGCACCUCUGAUUAUCACGCCAGUGAACAUGAUCGAGUGAUGAAAUGACACAUAGAAGUUUUUAUUUUGUGUUCUCUCUCUAAUAUACCUGCAUUGUAAUUAUUUUCAGCAGAAAUAAACCCCUUUUUAUUUACAUAUAAAUAUUCAGGAAAUACUUUAAGAUAAAAUACUUCUUUAACUUUUCUGUUGCCAUAUGUUGGUGUCAGACUGUGAACAGGUGAAAUGUGUUUUGUGUUUUUUAUGAUCAUUUAUUAAAACAGUCACAUUAUCUGA